Messenger RNA from Cavia porcellus (domestic guinea pig), 4149 nucleotides. RefSeq names its product ERCC excision repair 8, CSA ubiquitin ligase complex subunit (gene Ercc8). The record is from RefSeq and is a predicted model, not a curated record. Gene Ontology annotation, molecular function: protein binding. The transcript has 12 exons. Gene Ontology annotation, cellular component: nucleotide-excision repair complex; Cul4A-RING E3 ubiquitin ligase complex. The coding region runs from base 79 to 1269 and encodes 396 amino acids. NCBI's taxonomy places the organism in Eukaryota, Metazoa, Chordata, Mammalia, Rodentia, Caviidae. Gene Ontology annotation, biological process: proteasome-mediated ubiquitin-dependent protein catabolic process; transcription-coupled nucleotide-excision repair; protein polyubiquitination.
AGAAGACUCUGUUGUUACAACUCGCCACCGAAACUGUCAUGGCACCGUCCAGUGCUCAAGCUGGUCUAAGGACGCAAGAUGCUGGGCUUUUUGUCCGCGCGACAAGCGGGUUUGGAGGACCCUCUUCGCCUCCGGAGAGCGGAGGCCACGCGAAGGGUCUUGGGACUGGAGUUAAACAAAGACAGAGAUGUUGAAAGAAUCCAUGACAGUGGAGUUAACACACUUGACAUUGAACCUGUUGAAGGGAGAUACAUGUUAUCAGGUGGUUCAGAUGGUGCGAUUGGACUUUAUGACCUUGAGAACUCCAGUAGACAACCUUAUUACACAUGUAAAGCUGUGUGUUCCAUUGGCAGAAGCCAUCCUGAUGUUCACAAAUACAGUGUGGAGACUGUUCAAUGGUAUCCUCACGACACAGGCAUGUUUACAUCAAGUUCAUUUGAUAAAACGCUGAAAGUAUGGGAUACCAAUACUUUGCAGACUGCAGAUGUAUUUAAUUUUGAGGAAACUGUUUAUAGUCAUCACAUGUCUCCAGUUGCCACCAAGCACUGUUUGGUAGCAGUCGGUACCAGAGGACCCAAGGUACAACUGUGUGAUUUAAAGUCUGGAUCGUGUUCUCAUAUUCUGCAGGGUCACAGACAGGAAAUAUUGGCAGUUUCCUGGUCACCACGAUAUGACUAUAUCUUGGCAACUGCAAGUGCUGACAGUAGAGUAAAAUUAUGGGAUGUGAGGAGAGCAUCAGGAUGUUUGAUUACUCUUGAUCAACAUAAUGGAGAAAAGUCACAAGCUGCUGAAUCAGCAAGCACUGCUCAUAAUGGGAAAGUGAACGGUUUAUGUUUUACAAGUGAUGGGCUUCACCUCCUAACUAUUGGUACAGAUAAUCGGAUGAGACUCUGGAAUAGUUCCAAUGGGGAAAAUACACUAGUAAAUUAUGGAAAAGUUUGUAACAACAGUAAAAAAGGAUUGAAAUUCACUGUUUCCUGUGGCUGCAGUUCAGAAUUUGUUUUUGUGCCAUAUGGUAGCACCAUUGCUGUUUAUACAGUUUACUCAGGAGAACAGAUAACUAUGCUUAAGGGACAUUAUAGAAGUGUUGACUGCUGUGUUUUUCAGUCUGAUUUCCAGGAACUUUACAGUGGAAGCAGAGACUGCAAUAUUCUUGCCUGGGUACCAUCUUUAUAUGAACCACUUCCUGAGGAAGAUGAGACUAAAACCAAGUCCCAGUUAAAUCCAGCCUUUGAAGAUGCCUGGAGCAGCAGUGACGAGGAAGGAUGACUGUCAGCCCUGAGGACCUUUGUUUCUCUCAGGAUGAAACUUUUUAAACAGCGCUAUUUAUGUGGAGGGUUUUGUAACUGUUCAUUUUAUUCCUAAAAAUUAAAUAUGGGUGAUAUUUUUUACUAAUGUAUUAAAAUGAGGUUAAUAUUUCUAUGAACUCCUAAAAUCUCAUGUCAUUUACUCAAUUAGCAUAAAUCAGUAAGAAAAGCAACUGUAAAAAUAAGCAAAUGAUGUUAAAAAGUAAUUCAAACGUGACACCUCAAUAGCUACAAAAGUCUGUGUCAGAUCCAGUGUGAAGUACAGGAAGACACACCAAAAUGUUUUUAUUUGCCAAAACAUUGUAGUAAACAGUUGAUCAGCAAGAGAUGAUCAAAGAAUAUGGUGAAUGUUUCCAUGGAAAACAUUUAUUAUAGUAACAUUGCUAUUAAUUCCCCUCAAAAUACUUUCUCUUAAUUCACUUAUCCUGUCAUGAUGGCAAAGACAUUUAACAUAAUAAGUUUGUUUUUAUUUAAACAUUUUGUGGUGAAAAUGAGCAAAGAAAGGCCCAUUUUUCAAUCACUUUUGUAAUAAUAAAACAAUAAAAUGAACAUACACGUAUAGUCUGAAAACAGCAAGGACUUAGAGAAAUAACUAUUGUAUGUAGAUUGUGGUAGAGGUGUAAAUUGUUAUUGUUGAGGAAAGUAAGAUAGUGCUGUGGUCUGAAUGUUAAUGACCUCAAAUUCGUGUAUGAAUCUGUGUCUCCAAACAUAAGGACACCCCACUCCCACCCCACCAUAUGCACACUCAUAGGAAGGGGAAGGAAAAGCCAUGAGAACACACAUUGAGAAGAAGACCCUAACUAUAACCUACCACAUAGGCACCCUGAUCUUGGACUUCUAGCCUCCAGAGCUGUAAGAAAAAAUUAUCUGUUUUUUAAGCCACCCGAUGUGGUGUUUUGUUAUAGCAGACUGAGCUCAGUCAAGGUAGUCAGCCACAAGCCGUGCAAACUAACUCUGGGUCAUUCAAACUGGAAAGGAGCUUUAACAGUAUGAAGAAGAUUCCAGAGUCUCCACAAAGGCUGGGCAGCAGCCCUGUAAAAAUAGGAGCCAAGAGUUUCUGCUGACAAACCAGACUGAGGAGCCACCUCCCUCACUGGCAGACACAGCUCCUUUGUGUCCUGGUUUCAGCUUCAGAAUCCUGUGUGGGGACAAUGAGGGUUGUAUCUGCUUGGCCAAGUGUCUGUGACUGUGGCUGUGUUCUCCAGUGGCCCAAAGGGCUGGCAAAGGAGGUGUUCUGCAUGUGCAGCUUCUUCUCGUGGGAGGUGAGCUGGGUCACUGACUGUCUUACUCAUGAGAACACCUCAAAAACAGGACGAAGGGUCAGACACGGGAGGCACAAAACACGCCCUUGAAACAGAACAAUACAUCUCAUGACUAGCAACUCCAUUUCUAAGAACAAACCCUAAAAAUUUUUCUCUACAUGGAUGCAAGAAAAUAUUUAUUCUUAUAUUUAUUGUUUCAAAAAAAUUGAAAUAAUGCCAUUUUAUUCAUUAUGAGCAGUAUAGAUGCAUGGUUUAGUUAUACAAUAAAAUACUAUAAAUGAAAAAACUUUAUUCACUUAUUUUUAAUUAUAUUAUUUAAUACAAUAUUAAUAUUUGAGUAGACCAUGUCGUUGUUUUAUCCAGAUUCCCUUGGAGCCUUUGUUGAUCUCCAGAGUUCACUUCACCAACAUAAUUGUCUCAAGUCAGUUUCCAGGAACCUCAGUGAAGACAAUGUACUAACAAAAACUCCCAAUUAUCCCCAUCCAUGCCUGUACUCUUCUCUCCACUCACCUCUAUGUGAAUGUGCAUGUGCAGAUCUAAGCCACAGUCUCUCCCUAUGCACUCUUUCCAGCCCCUGCCAGCCUAUUCCAGGGCAUCGCUGCAGUUGUCUUUCUUCCAGUGCCAUAACCUUUUCGUUCUCCAAUAGUUUUUCCAACAUAUAAUAAACCUAGCAUAAAUGUCAUAUCUUUAGAAAAAACUCUAGACUUUUGUAUAGAUUAAAAAUUGGUGGUUAACUUAAUGCCAGCAGAAUUAAAUCACCAUGGUGUUGAAUGUAGAUGUUUCAUCUAAGGAAGGUUGCCAGCAUAAAUAGAGAUGUGGAGAAGGAGACGGGAGGCGUGGAGGCAUGGAGGCCUUGUGGGUUCUUCUUGUUGCUGUUUGAGCCUUUGGUUCUCCUGGAGGAGCUCAUCAGCUUCCCCAGUCUGAGUUCGACCACUGUCAUAGGAGAAGCUUGGGACCUUGCUGGUGAGAGUGGCUGUGGUUCAAUUUGGAGGAGCUCUGGACCUUACAUGGAGCACCGCUUCCUGCUUCCGGAGGGAAGGACAUGUGCCAUUUAAUCUCCAGGAGAAACUCAUCACACUGGCUUCCUGGCAUGCACUCGACUGUGCUUGUCAUUAGAGGAGCUGGGGGCCUCCAUGUUGCUGAGGAUGGCUGUGGUGCUUUUUAGGACAGCCCUGGUCUUUAUUAUAAGCGUGACUUCUCAGUUACAACACAGAACCUCAACCUACCUGCACAGUUCCUUCACCCUUUGUCAUGGACUUACUGGCUUCGACGACUGACCUUUGGGCCUUCUCAGCAUGGAUCCGUAAAAGAGACUGAUGUGAGUCCUUCUUGUAGGCUCUAGACCUCCAGUUGGACUAAUAGGCAUUGUCAUGAGCUCUGGGUCUUCAUCUGGACUCAUGUGGGACAUUGCUGUGAAAUUUAGGCCCUUGGCUAAAUAUUCUGUGUCUUUAGUGUUGUGGAUAUAUUUCCUACAUUUUCUUGGGUUAACUCUGGGUGACCAUCAUCUAAUAAUAUUAUAAAUUCCAUGUUCUGAUUCUAAUUGUUCUGCUCACAAUCCUGACUAAAACAACUUUAUUUGC